CGAGCUAACAGCGACUUGUCGCCUCACUGACAGAGUUUUGAGGAACAGCAGCCGACGGGACGUGAGAUUCGUUUCUGCAGAGCGACUUUACUUACUGGAUUUUUGUCGCGUUCUACACAAGCUCAGCUCUGAAAAUGUAAACCUGGCAAAGAAAAUAAGAUGAGGAACUGGCAUCCUCAUCCCCUCUUGGCCAAUGUUUCUGCUGCUUUGCAUGCAGGCUAAUACCAUAGCCCAUGUACACUAUGGCAACAAUUGAUGCAGCCUCAGAUGCACAAGACCUGUUGGCUUCCAUUCACCUUGAGAAAUAUCUGAACCACUUCAGACAGGCAGGCUUUCUGCUGGCCCGGGACUUUUGUCAUGUGGACAAUGCUGCUCUUAACAGACUUGGAGUGACUGCCACCGGCCACAGGAAGCGGAUCCUCAAACUGGUCGAGCACAUUCAGCUGAUCUGCCAGCAUCAUAGGAAGGACACUGUAUUGGACCGCUGUAACUCAGAGUCAGCCAUUCAUGAAGUGACUCCUGAUGAGCAUCUUUCACCUCAAGGAAAUGCAGACAUAUCUUCUAAAGCGCUUCACAACAGCUCGGCACCAAAUAUGUCUGCACUUGUAAAACGCUCCCACUCAGAGCGUAGUGCUACCAUUGUGAAGCCGGUCCCAAAACCCAGAACUGUCUUUAACAAACAGAGGGUGAAGCAGCCUUCUCUAUCAGCACAACAGGAAGUGCAGCUCUGCAGAAGGUCCUCCCAGGAGUCUGCCUGUUCUGCUAUUCUGGAAGGUUCUUCUUCUGAGCUACCUAGCUUAACCUCGAUAGGCCUGAAACAAAGUUUGAAUGAAAAGCAGUUAAAUAAAAGUAUCUCAUCCCCAGACAUUAGUGGGCCACUACCUCCAGUACCCCCAAGAAUCAACCGUGGGGUUCCCCCACCCACAGUCAGGGGAAUGUCAAGCCAAGCCAGGCAAAGCACCCCUCCACUGCCCCCUUUACCUGACUCCCCUUCCAGUUAUCAGUGUUCUCCUUUCACCAGUGUGCCUGGUUCUCCUCCUAGCCCCCCAUGCUCUGGCCUAGAGAUGGUCUCCAAUGAAAUCUACAGUGGCACUUUACCUGGCACUCCACCCACUAUCUGGAGCCGCUCUAUACCUUUGCCCCCGCCACGCCAAGAGCUCAACACAUCUACUGACAGCAAUAGCACUUUAAACCACACCUCAUCAGAACUGUCUAAACGUACAUUUGCUCCUUCUGAGGACCAAGAUGAAAUGAUUAGUCCAUACUGUGAAACUGUUUUCCAUGGCAAGUGGCAAAAUGAGGAUGAAAGGUCUCCCAAAAGUGGGGAUAGGACUGGAACCAAAGAUGAUAAGCCAGGAGAUGAUCAUAGGCAUCAGAGCCAGUCCGGACUCAAGCGGCAGUCUCGUGGGAGUCCUGGUGACUCCCCAGGCUACAGCACAGUUGGCGAGCCCACCCCUGCCUCACGCUCCUUCUCUCUGCCUCCACACAGCCAUUACCCCAGUGAAAUGGAUGAGGACCAAUUCAUCUCCCCUUAUGCUAGUUUCACCUCAUUGUCUGAGAGGCCCGUACCCAUCCUCUGUGGCUGGUUGGACAAACUCUCCCCCCAAGGGAAUUACGUGUUCCAGAAGCGCUAUGUAAAGUUUGAUGGAAAAAAUCUGAUGUACUAUGGCAGUGAAAAGGACACAUACCCAAAAGGUGUGAUUCCUCUUGGUGCUAUACAAAUGGCCAGAGCAGCCAAAGACAACAAAUUUGAAGUUGUGACGAAUCACAGGACAUUUGUUUUCCGUGCAGACAAUGAAGCGCAGAGGAGUAAGUGGUGCAGUGUGCUGCAGGAGUGGGUGAAAGAGCAGAUGGUGUUUGGCCGGCCACGUUUUGGCCCGGGCAACCACUGCCAGAAGAAUGGCUUCUUAGAGCUUAAAGGGAUAAAGUCAAAGAUCUAUGCUGCAAUUAUAACUGAGCAGAUUUGGCUGUAUAAGAAUGAGCAGUGUUUUAAGAAUGGCAUUGGAAUCACUGUAAUUGAGGCCAGAGGCGCUACAAUCCGAGAUGGAAAGAACAAAAGCUUUGACCUCAUAACUCCUUACAAGGCCUUCAGCUUCACGGCUGAGUCAGAGCGGGAGAAACGGGAGUGGAUGGAAGCUCUGCAGGAGUCAAUAGCUGAGACGCUCUCCGAUUACGAGGUGGCUGAGAAAAUCUGGUCUAACCGCUCCAACAGGGUGUGUGCAGACUGCAAAGCUAUCAAUCCUGACUGGGCCUCCAUCAAUCUCUGUGUGGUCAUUUGCAAGAACUGCGCAGGCCAGCACAGAGGACUGGGCACAAUGGUGUCCAAAGUGCAGAGUCUGAAACUGGACACCAGUGUUUGGAGCAAUGAGAUCGUUCAGCUCUUCAUAAUGCUGGGUAAUGACAGAGCCAAUGAGUUCUGGGCUGCAAGGCUGCCAGCAGCUGAUGAAAUGGACUGUGAUGCCUCUCCAGAACAGCGAAGGGAAUUCAUAACCCAGAAGUACAGAGAAGGACGUUUCCGCCACCCUCACCCCAGCUUUAGCACACAGGAAGAGUUACUUAAGGCACUGUGCACAGCUGUGACUGAACAGAACCUCUUGAAGACAGUCACUCAGUUAUUUGCAGAAGCAGAAGCGGCUCGACUCUCAGACUCUAAUGGACAUCUGUCUCUGCAUUACUCUUACACUCAGGCUGCAGAUUCUAGUGUGUAUGAUGAGAUCAUGCAGCCCGUCCUGUAUUCUGGCUACCUCUACAAGUCAGGCUCCAUGAACAAAGGCACUUUAUCCCGCAGAACCAGGGAAGAUUUCCAAAAGUACUGGUGCUCGGUGGAGAAGUCUCUUCUGUUUUAUGAGUCUGACAGGUGCCAUGAACCCAGCAUGAAGAUAGAGGUCAAAGACAUCAUUUGUUUAGGAGUUAGCAGGCCAGACUCAUGUACCAACAACAAUGGCUUCAUUGACAGGUUCCGAUACACUUUUGAACUCUACCUAACAUCUGAAAAGCUUGUCCAGUUUGGCUUAGAAACUCCAGAUGCACUACACAGUUGGGCAAAAGCUAUUGGAAAGGCCACCACGCCUCUGAGCUGCCACUGCUUACUGGCGAGGGAGUUUGAGCGUGUGGGCAUGUUGCGCUAUAAAGCCAUGCUGGACCCGCGGGAGUGGAAAGAGGGCUUCUUUGUUCUGCAAAAGUCCAACCUCUUCAUUUGCCCUGGAAAUGAUGGAGCUGCCGAGGACAUUAUUAACCUGAAACGCCUGCAGGAACUCAGUAUAGCAUCAGAGACAGAUAACCAUGAAAAGAAAGACAUUUUGGUUCUAGUGGAAAAAGGAAGGACUCUGCACCUGCAGGGCAUGGGGCGUACAGACUUCUCUCUGUGGUAUGCGGACAUCCAGAAGGCAGCAGGAGGCAAAGCCAACACGCUGAAGGACCAACAGCUGAGCAGGAACGACAUCCCCAUCAUUGUGGACAGCUGCAUUGCAUUUAUUACACAGUAUGGUCUGGGCCAUGAAGGGAUCUACAGGAAAAAUGGAGCCAAGUCCAGAAUCAAGCUUCUGAUGGAGGAGUUCCGGAAAGAUGCCCGCAACGUGAAACUCCGCAUCGGAGACAAUUUCAUUGAGGAUGUGACAGAUGUGCUGAAGAGGUUCUUCCGCGAGAUUGAUGACCCCAUAUUCAUGGCAGAUCUGCACCCGUACUGGAAGGAGGCUGCCAAGAUAUCUAAUAAGACGCAGAGAUUGGAUAGAUAUAAAGAGCUCAUCCGUGGUUUGCCGCGAGUCAAUCGCACCACUUUGGCUGCUCUCAUCAGUCACCUCUACAGGGUACAGAAGUGUGCUGACCUGAACCAAAUGUGCACGAAGAACCUGUCUCUGCUGUUUGCACCAAGCCUCUUUCAGACAGACGGGAAAGGAGAGCAUGAAGUAAAGAUCGUAGAGGACCUCAUUGACAACUAUCUCUAUGUCUUUGAUAUUGACGAGGAACACAAAACUCAGAUUGAACUGGAAAUCAGUCUCAUCACAACCUGGAAGGACACACAGCUCUCUCAGGCAGGAGACCUGAUUAUUGAGGUCUAUCUGGAGGAAAAAACACCAGACUGCUGCAUCACUCUGAAAGUUUCACCCACUAUGUGUGCCGAGGAACUGACUAACCAGGUGCUGUAUAUGAGGAAUAUCCCUGCAGGUGAAAAGGAUGUGUGGAUGACCUUUGAAGCCAUUGAGGAUGGGGAGCUUGAACGGCCUCUUCACCCAAAAGAGAAGGUUCUGGAACAAGCACUACAGUGGUGUACUAUGGCUGAUCCUAGUUCUGCAUAUUUGUUGGUAAAGAAGGUGCCCAGAGGAGAGGUGAUUGAUAUCUUUACAGCCUACAAGAGUGAAAUUGUGAAGUUUGGGGUUCUGAAGUGCCGAGAGGAGACACCCAAACUUCUGCAAGGGACCAAAUUCCAGGAGCGUCUGUUUCAAAUCCAGGAUCACAAGUUACUCUUAAUGAAGGAUAAGAAAAGCAACAAACCCGAAAAGGAGUGGCCACUAAAAACUAUGAAGAUUUACAUUGGAAUAAGAAAGAAGUUGAAAGCGCCAACAAAAUGGGGUUUCACUGUGAUGAUAGACAAACAUCAAAUGUAUCUCAGUUGUUCCAGUGAAACAGAGCUUUGGGACUGGAUCACCAGUCUCCUGAAAGCACAGAAUGAUGACUUGCGGCCUCCUGUGAUGAGACGCCACUCCUCAUCUGACAUCUGCAAGCAGAAGUUUGGCACCAUGCCCUUAGUUCCAAUCCGCGGAGAAGAGAGCAACACCAACUCCACCAUGCUUUCUGCUAAUCAGACACUGAGGAAGCUUCAUGAUAGGAGGACACUAUCAAUGUACUUUCCCAUGAAGGUGCAGCAGGACUCAUUGGAGGAACGGGAUGAAAGCCCAGAGCCACUCUAUGAGGAGGUUGGUGACUUUGGCCUGCAGGUGCUGAAGUCCUUGGAGAGCAGCUUUCUAUCCACUGGCCAUUCCAAGAGUCUAGAGGUGCCUCCGCGCUCCGAGAGCCUCGGCCAGGGGAAGAGCAGGUCACUGGAGCGCACGGUUGUCCCAAAGCUCACCCGUUCCAUUGGGGGAGAGGGAUCUCUGGACACGCUGAUGCAUGAAGCACCACGUGUCUCUUCAGAACGCAAAUCCUGUAGUCCUUCAGAAGAACUGCUGUUACAUGAGCUCUCAACGCUUUUUAAGAAACCAGAAGAUGAUGAACAGUGAUCUGCUGAGAGCCUGACCUAAGAUGCACUUCUGCUUAAAAGAGUGUUACAUUUUUUUUAAAGGAUUUUGGGCAUGGCCGUUGGUUAUAUGGUUGUAUUAUUUUAUAUACAUAGAAAUUACCAGUAUUAUAAAGAUUGGACAUUUUGCUUCCUAUUUCUAAUAUCUGUAAUUCUUUUAUUCACUUUGUAUAUAACUGGCAUGUAAUAUCAUAUGGUAUAUGACCUGCUUGUGUUAACAAACCAAGACCAAACUGAAACAUCUCAGUUUAGUUGUUCAUAAUUAAGCUUUUAAAACACACUGACUCAGCAUCCUUCUGUUUUUUUUUUUAAUUAGACUGCCAAAUUCAUUCAUGAUGUACAUAAAAUGAAGCCUUUAUAUAGCUGACUUUGGAUACAUAUAUCCCAAUUAAUCCAACAGACGUUGCUAAAACUGCUUUUCAAAUAUUUUCUUAAAAUUACUUUAUUUUAAAUGGCAAAUUAAUUCAUGUGUAGUGUACUUCUUUCACGUACAAGCUCUGGGACUUUUUUCACAAGUACAAUUUGUUGUAUUUAUUAAUUUAUUAAUGUGUCUUCCAGCAUUUCUCAGCGUUCAGAUAUAGAAGGAUUUAAUGAUGAUGAUAUUUGAGCAGCUGAUAUCCAGCUUGACUCUGGGACAGUAGAGGGCAGUGUAAGAUCAGCAUAUAACGGCUUGACAAUCAUGAAACGUAUAAUGCAUUCUGCUUUUCUACAGAGAUUUACUGAUUUUGCACAGUAAUCUUCAGGCUCUUUAUUAAACAUAUUUAUGCUACUGUAUAAUUGUAAUAUUACCUGUAUUCAAGCACUUUUGUUUGACUGCCGUUCUUUGCUAUGGGACAUAACAAUGUGCAGCUUACACAGUAUUCUAUGACUUAUGGCAGGGUAACAUACCACCAAACACUGUAAAGGUUGAGUACUAACUGCAAAAUGUUUUGAUUUUGCUGAAUCUUUUACUGAAACUGAAUGAGGAUGUUGAAAUAUAUGAGUGGAUUUUGAAAAUGAA
Pangasianodon hypophthalmus (striped catfish) is the source of this 6233-nucleotide messenger RNA. It is a transcript of the gene arap3, whose product is annotated as ArfGAP with RhoGAP domain, ankyrin repeat and PH domain 3. The transcript is spliced from 34 exons. Gene Ontology annotation, molecular function: protein binding; phosphatidylinositol-3,4,5-trisphosphate binding; GTPase activator activity. NCBI's taxonomy places the organism in Eukaryota, Metazoa, Chordata, Actinopteri, Siluriformes, Pangasiidae. Gene Ontology annotation, biological process: positive regulation of GTPase activity; signal transduction. The record is from RefSeq and is a predicted model, not a curated record. Bases 234 to 5216 code for a protein of 1660 amino acids.